AGAGGUGCUCAUGCUAUAUCUUCUCUUUUUAGAUAUUCUAUGGAAUAUUGUUGCAAUAUUUUGCUGUUUUGGCAAAUAAGAAACCACUGAAUGUCGAGUUACUCAAUCUGCUGGUGAAACCAUUGAUAGAGAUGAGUACGGAAAUCCCAUACUUUGCUGCAAUAUGUGCUCGCCGCAGAAUUGAAAGUACUAGAAAGCAAUUCAUUGAGAGUAUCAAGAAAUCAGAAAGUAGCUCUUGGCCUUCUUCAAAAACAUUGUGCCUCCUGCGUUUGUGGUCCAUGAUAUUUCCAUGCUCUGACUUUAGGCAUCCAGUUAUGACCCCCGUGGUAUUGUUGAUGUGUGAAUAUCUGAUGCGUUGCCCAAUUGUAUCUGGUCGGGAUAUUGCCAUUGGCUCUUUCUUAUGUUCUAUGCUUCUCUCAGUAUUUAGACAUUCUAGAAAAUUCUGUCCGGAAGCAAUAAUGUUUCUUCGAACUUCACUGCUGGCAGCUACUGAAAGUAAACAUAUUUCAGAAGAAGAUUCCCAGUUAUAUCAUCUUAUGGAACUGAAAGCACUCAAGCCUCUCCUGUGCAUACAUGAGACAGUGAAUGCGAUUAGCACUCUGAAUUUCUUCAAGAUUAUAGACAUGCCAGAAGACUCCUCUCUCUUCAGUGAAGUUGAUUUCAGGGCCAGUGUGUUAGUUACAGUGGUUGAAACUUUACAGGGAUAUGUUGACAUCUAUAAAGGCCUAAGUUCAUUUCCUGAAAUAUUCUUACCAAUUUUGAGAAUAUUAAAUGAGAUAGAAGAACAGAAAAAUAUGCCAAAUGCAUUACGAGAUAAAAUAAAAAAUGUGGCUGAGAUUAUUAAGUUGAAAGUGGAUGAGCUUCACUCUUCGAGACGACCACUUCAAAUGCGGAAACAAAAGCCAGUAUCGAUCAAACUACUGAAUCCUAAGUUUGAGGAAAACUAUGUCAAGGGUAGAGAUUAUGAUCCUGACCGGGAACGAGCAGAAAUGAGAAAAUUGAAGAAGCAGUUGAAGCGUGAAGCUAAGGGGGCUGCACGAGAAUUGCGUAAAGACAACUACUUCCUGCUUGAGGUGAAGGAAAAAGAGAAGUCUUUACAGGAAAAAGAUAGAGCAGAGAAGUAUGGAAGAGCUAAAGCUUUCCUUCAAGAGCAAGAACAUGCCUUCAAAUCAGGACAGCUUGGUAAAGGGAGGAAAAGAAGGAGAUAAAAGCUUGCAUAUUUUCCCACAUUCACUGUGUUAAAGGGCUUUACCUUCGUAUUAAUCAGCUCAAGGAGUGGUUUUCUACUGCCUAGCUUCUAGAGUGGAUAAAUGAUGAACAAGCUUGGAAGAAUAUUUAUGGGGUGGUUAGAGAAUAAGCUAGGCCUUACUUUCCCCACUCAAUAUUGAAAGUUGAAGCAAAUAGUAAUGAUAAGAAAGGGUAUAAAGAGCUGAGAUCAUUCAUUUGACAAUACUCUUGCCUUCCCAACUUCAUCUCCUGGGAAAGUGUUACUCAUGACUCAUGUAUUCAAGUUUUGGGAUUAGGAGGUGCAACUUCAUGUAAGUUCUCUGUAAACAAUAUCAGCCGCCACAUGGGUUGAACUAAGUUAAAAAUUUUGCAAAUGAAUUUUCAAUCUAAUUUGUACUCUAUUUUCUUUCUACAAUUAUAUGGAUUCUUCUAUCACUCAUGAUGUAAGGAUUUUUGUUAGUAAGCCAUUUUUUAGGACUUCCACAAGUGUGGAGUUUUGAGGCAUAUGUGGAUCAUGACGACAACAAUUCUUGAAAAUUGAUUUUUUCCUGUAUUUAAUUGAAAAAUACGUUUGGUAGUGUAACAUUUCUUGGUUUA
This is a messenger RNA of Vigna umbellata (rice bean), 1824 nucleotides long. NCBI's taxonomy places the organism in Eukaryota, Viridiplantae, Streptophyta, Magnoliopsida, Fabales, Fabaceae. The record is from RefSeq and is a predicted model, not a curated record.